AAUUCAUGCAUUUUUUAUUAUUUUGGCUGCAAAAACCUAUGAGGCUGUCAAGGCCGUGGCAGUGAGAGUGGGGCUGGUGCUGUCUGCCUGUGAAGCUGCUAUUUUAAGGUUGUAUUUGCUUCACUCAAACUGCAGAAAAUCUGGGAAGCUGCUGGGAAAUGGCUUCCUGUUCCCUGCAACACCCCACCCUGGUUUUCUUCCCCAAAUAGACUAAAAGUAGGGGCACGUGGUGUUAUUUUACCCCUUUUUCCUUCCCAUUUUUCGAUCCCAAGGCAAACAGAGCAUCCCCAAGCCUGGGGGUCUCCCUGCUUUACAUCCAUAUGGUUAAAAAAAAAAAAAGAAAAAAAAAAAAGGUGGAAAUCACGGUUUGAGCCAAAGGCACUGAAUCCUGAGCAGCCUCAGACUCCACUGCAGGGCUGAAACCUCACAGUGCUCCCCAGAAAUCCCCCCUGAGCUGUGCUGUGGGGAAAUAACAUUCCAUUUCUCCUGGAGAGAAGCUGUCCUAGGGCCUUGGCCAGAGAUAAAAGCAACAGGUUAAAAGCCAGCUCAGCCCAAAAGGAGAGGAGAAGCAAGGUCUGACUGGCUUGGAAAUAACAGAGGCAAAUGGGAGGUUUGGUGGAAAAAAUGCCAGCAAACCUGCAGGAUCUGCAAAUCCUGGCACACACCCUUGUGCAAUGUACUGAUUUGGGGGGGAUAAAAAAAUCCACCUUUUAUCGUUCCAGUGUCAGAUGCCAUCAUCUGACCCUCCCAGAAUCAUCUCCCCAGUUUCCCCCGGGUGGGAAAUUAGAGAAUUACCCCUCAGGCCGGUGGGAUUCGGCGCUGAGGGUCUGGUUGCUGCAUGGGGAUAAGGGGCUUGAUUUUCCCCCCGGUUUCCUCUCCCUGCUGGGGCACAGAGGGAGCACACACGGGGCUGGGGGCGGCGUUCAUCGGCGGGGCCGUUCACCGGCGGGGUCUGUUCACUGGCGGGGCCGUUCACCGCCGUUCACCGGCGGGGUCUGUUCACUGGCGGGGCCGUUCACCGCCGUUCACCGGCGGGGGCCGUUCACCGGCGGGGAUCGUUCACCGGUGGGGCCGUUCACCGGAGGGGUCGUUCACCGCCGAUCACCGGCGGGGGUCGUUCACCGGCGGGGCCGCUCAGCAGUGGGGUCGUUCACCGGAGGGGUCUGUUCACUGGCGGGGUCGUUCACCGCCGUUCACCGGGAGGGGGUCGUUCACCGGAGGGGUCUGUUCACCGGAGGGUGCCGUUCACUGGUGGGGUCGUUCACCACCGUUCACCGGCGGGGGCCGUUCACCGGCGGCUCCCCGCGUGCUCGGGGAGGUGGAGCAGCCCACGGAGAGCCGCGUCCCCGCAGCCGCCGCCGCCGCCGUCGCUCCCGCAGCAUCAGGCGCAGGCGGCACCCGGAACGCGGCGGCUCCGCGGCUCCGCAUCCUCCGUGGGCAGCCGGACCGGGUACGGCGGCCGCGUCCCGCUGCCGGGGUAGCGGCUUCACCCCCUGCGCGGGGGGCGCGGGGACACCCCCCGAACCGGCGUGGGGACGGGGGGGGUGGUCCCGCUGCUUGCGGAUUAGCGGAGCGGAGCCGAGAUGCUGCCCUGGCGCCGGAGCAAGUUCGUGCUGGUGGAAAAUGAACGUAAGUGCAAAGGCAAGAGCCUGGGGCCGGGGCUGAGCUACGCGGCGCUGCUGGCCGGCUUCCUCCGCUCCUGCCCGGACCUGCUGCCCGAGUGCCCGCUGGAGCGCCUGGGCAGCGUCUUCCGCGGCAAGCGGCAGAAAGUGGAGCUCAACAAGGAGGACCCGACGUACACGGUGCGGUACCUGGGCAACGCCGUCACCCUGCACGCCAAGGGCGAGGGCUGCACCGAGGAGGCGGUGGGCAAGAUCUGGGCCAAGAGCGAGGCGGGCGCCGGCGGGGCCAAGAUGAAGCUGACGCUGGGCCCGCACGGCAUCCGCAUGACGCCCUGCGAGAAGGGGGCCCGCCGGCCGGGCCACGCGUACCUGCUGCACCGCAUCACCUACUGCGCCGCCGACCGCCGGCACCCCAAGGUGUUCGCCUGGGUGUACCGGCACCAGGUGAAGAACAAGGCGGUGGUGCUGCGCUGCCACGCCGUGCUGGUGUCCAAGGCCGACAAGGCCCGCGCCAUGGCCCUGCUGCUCUACCAGACCUCGGCCUCCGCCUUCAACGAGUUCAAGCGCCUCAAGAGACAGAGCGAUUUCCGCCACGCGCAGCAGCAGCUGCUGGGCGACGCCAUCGUGCCCUUGGUGCCGCUCCGCAGGCUGCUCAACGCCAAGUGCCCCUACCGCCCGCCGGCCGAGCGCGCCCGCUGCGCCCCUCGCCUCAGCUCCAUCCUGGAGGAGGAGGAGGAGGAGGCCUUGGGCGGCGGGGCGGCCUUGGCGGACCCCGGGCGAGCGGCCGUGCUGCGGCUGGCCAGCGACAUGAGGGGGUGCAGCCUGCGCGGGCCCGUGUGCUGAGGGCCCCGGCGCUCUCCCUGCGCCCCCGGGCCGGGGCUGGACCCUCCUCGGGGAUCAAUCUCUGGACAAGGCAGCGCCUCCUUUUGCGGCAAGAACCACGGUGGGGGUGGGUUUGCGCCCCAGGGAUCCCUCUGCACAUGAACCUGCUCUCGUGCCUCCUCCACAGCGGCCAUAUUAAUAAAAUGAAUGUGUGUUUUC
Molecule: messenger RNA, 2663 nt
Organism: Oenanthe melanoleuca
Lineage: Eukaryota; Metazoa; Chordata; Aves; Passeriformes; Muscicapidae
Gene: FAM43B
Product: family with sequence similarity 43 member B
Exons: 1
Coding region: 1584-2465 (293 amino acids)
Source: RefSeq, a predicted model, not a curated record